This is a messenger RNA of Pieris macdunnoughi, 1638 nucleotides long. The record is from the annotation of a GenBank genome assembly. NCBI's taxonomy places the organism in Eukaryota, Metazoa, Arthropoda, Insecta, Lepidoptera, Pieridae.
AUGACUGACAAAAGUGAAAGUUUGGAAUCUGAGAGAAAAAGUGAGAAAGUAAUAGAUUUGGACCAUGUCCUGGUUAACGAGUUGGGCCAGUUUGGGCGAUUUCAGUUUAAAUACAUAUGCCUAAUUGCGUUGCCUAUCAUGAGCUCAGCUUUCUUCAGUGAUUACGUCUUCAUAGCAGCUGCAGUACCGCACAGAUGUCGCAUUUUUGAAUGCGGCGAAAUAAAUAAGAGUGCCGUUUUCCGCCCAGAGUGGAUCACCAAUGCAGUGCCGGUAAAAUCGGGGGAUUCUGCGCUUUCCAGUUGCCAAAGAUAUGCAUCUGCAGGCACUGGCCCUAAUGGCUCUUUGCUGCACUGUCCCAUAGAUCUGUUCAAUCAUUCAAAUACCCAGAAAUGUGAUGCGUUUGUGUACGAGAAAGACACUUCUGUCGUAUAUGACUUUGAUCUCGGAUGUAAGGAGUGGCUCAGAACUCUCGCAGGGACCAUAAGUAGCCUAGGAACGUUACUAGUUCUACCAUUCAUCGGUUACAUUUCUGACCAUUAUGGACGACGCAUGGCUCUGCUCGUCAGCAUCUUCAAUACGGCUGUCGUAGGAGUAUUCAAGGCUUUUUCCGUAAACUAUACAAUGUUUUUGACCUUGCAACUACUAGAAACAACGUUAGGCGGUGGAUUGUUUAGCGCUGCCUAUAUUUUUGCUGCAGAGCUAGUUGGCCCCAAGUUCCGAGUAUUUGCCUCCGCUACAUGUUCCUCUACGUUUGCCACUGGUCAGGUAGUCCUCGGUGCCGUGGCCUGGCUUGUUCAGCCUUGGCGGACCUUGGUACUAUCUCUCUACAUCCCAGUCUUCCUUCUCUUAUCUUAUUUCUGGAUAUUUUCGGAAAGUAUUAGAUGGCUUUUAUCAAAGAAAAGGUACGCCGAAGCUAGAAUAGCGCUGGAAAAUGUCGCAAGAGUUAACAGAACCGAAAUAAGCGAGAAAUCUAUAAAUGCAUUGAUGAAUCCUCCCACUAAACCGGAAAGAGACGAGAAUCAUAGUCUGACAAAAUCAAUAUUGCAAUCCCCUGUUCUGCUCAGACGUGUAUGUACAACUCCAGUCUGGUGGAUUACGACGACGUUUGUCUACUACGGCCUCUCUAUUAACUCAACAAGCCUGUCAAAAACAGUGUAUUUAAAUUAUAUUCUCACCGUGGCAAUAGAAAUACCAGGGUUUUAUACAGCUGUGCUUACAUUGGAUAGAUUCGGGAGGAAGGUGACACUUUGUACCGGCUUUUUAUUUAGCUCAGCCUGUAACUUAGCGUUCGUUUUUAUACCAGCAGAGUUGACUGCCUUCCGCAUGGUGGUGUACUUGGCGGGUAAAUUCGGUAUCUCACUGGUGUUUACGUCUUUGUACCUCUUCACGUCAGAGCUCUACCCCACCGAGUUUAGACAUAGUCUUUUAGGGUUUUCUUCAAUGAUCGGUAGAAUUGGGUCUGUUUGUGCUCCACUUACACCAUUACUUACUAACCUUUGGCUCGGUUUGCCAAACACAAUAUUCGCUAUUUUGGGAUUGAUAUCUGGUGUUCUAGUUCUAACGCAACCAGAGACACUUGGAACAAAACUACCAGAUACCCUGGAGGAAGCUGAAGAUAUCGGAAAGAUAAAGGCGUAA